GGAAGCGCCCCUCUCCCGCCUUUCGCGCUGCGUGCUCCGCUGCUGCGGCGGCUGGAUACGCAGAGGCGCUCCGGGGGAGGCUGCGGGGGCGGCCCUGUUCCUGACCCUCCGGCGUCCAGGCAAAUGUCUGAAGGAGGCUCUGAGAGAAGCUCUGCUUUGGUUGUUAAAAAUCGGGACAGAGGUGGAAUGGAUUCAUCUUCAUCAAGAAAAUUUCUAGACGUAGAUGUGAAGAUAACUAAUAUAUACUACGAUCCAAAAGAUGUCCUUGUAAAAUUUCAAGGCCAAUAUAACACAGACUGUGAGUUUGAUUAUCACAUACUGCAAAGAGAAAUACAGCAAGUACCCAAAGUGAGAGACCCUGUUGCUGUUGGUGAGUUCUGUUUAGCUGAAGACUCAGAUUGUGGAGAAUGGUACAGAGGAAGAGUAAUACAAAAAAGCCAUGACAUCUAUGAAGUAUUUUUUGUGGACAAUGGGAAAAUACUGACAGUGCAUGAAACUCACCUUGCAUCUCCCAUUGAUGAAUUAUUUCAGCUUCCUCCAAAGAUAGUUUGUGGGAUUUUUGCAAACGUGCUUCCAAUUGAAGAAAAAUGGACUGCCAAAGCUUUUAAUUACUUUUUAUCCUUGAUAGGCUUGCAGAUUAAAGGUCAUAUACAAGCUGUUCUGCCACACCAAACAUUUCUUCUUGAGGUGCCCAAAAUUGCUAAUGAUAUGGUUGAAUUCAGACUAGGAAAACUAGUUGAUGUAGAUACUUUCCAUCUUAUUGUUGAAAUGUUAACUGAAUUUCCACAUGAAUCCCAUUGUAAACAAAUGCCAGAUUUACUGCAACAGAAAUAUACAAGGCCAGGUUCUCUAUUUUGCGGUGCUGGUAUUCAACCAGAUAUUCAACCAAUUCUAAGUAAACUUCAACCAAUUUUGUCUAUUGGUGCUGUAGAGAAAGUAAAAAUAUCAGUAGCAGUUAGUCCCAGUAAAUUUUAUUGCCAGUUACUUCGACAACAGGUACAGCUGGAUAAAUUCACAACAGACAUGUCUUCCUAUUAUGAAACUAUUAGCAAAGUAAAACUUCCAUCUCGUGACAAUCUUGGAGUCCUUUGUGCAGCUAGACGAAAAAAUGGUCAGUGGCAGAGAGGAGUAAUACAACAGCUACUUUUUGAUAACAAAGUGAAGAUUUGGUUUAUGGAUUUUGGCAACUAUGAAGCUGUGCCUUCUGAGUGUAUUUUGAAGCUUCAACCAGAAUUUAUUUCAGUACCUAUGUUUUCAUUUCCUUGUGCUCUAUCAUGUCUUAGUGAUCAGGAUGGAACAGUGAGACAUGCUCAGCUAGAAGAAUUCAAGGAAGCUCUAUUAACACAACAGGUUAUUUCGGCCCACAUAGAUCUGUUCAAUGGUAAUGAACACUUAUAUUAUGUUACAUUACGUAAAUGUGCAUUCACACUGACAAGUGAAUAUCUAUCUUGGGAAAAUGAUGUGGUUCCAAAACACUACCCUUUGUAUAACACGGAAGUCUCUUGCACAGAUGGGAAUGUACAAAAUUCUAGUGUGAACUCUGUCUUGGCUGAGAAUGUUUACAAUACUGCUCAACAAUCAAGUCAUUCUUUUAAUCAAAAGGAUACUCAUUUACUCUGCUCCCCUUUAACAAUCCCUUGCAAAAGAGCCGAAAUGAAAAUAGAUUCAGUCUGUGUUGCUUUUGCAGUUUAUGUUUUGAAUCCAUCAAAUUUUUGGGUGCAAACAAAUGAUUUGUUAGAUGAGUUUGAAGCCUUAAUGAAGAAAGUUGCAGAUGUUUAUGAUAGAAAUGAAGUGAAUGAUAACAUUCUAGAAAACCCAGAGCCUGGAAGGCUAUGUUGUGCACGGUAUAGCAAGGAUAUGCAUUUUUAUAGGGCUGUCGUUAGACAAGUAGUAGACAAUAACAUUGAUGUUUAUUUUUUGGAUUUUGGGAACACUGAAACAGUGCCACUGUUUGAUGUGAGGAUUUUGCUUCCAGAGUUUCAGGAAUUACCAGCUUUAGCCAUGUUCUGUACACUUGCUAAUGCAUUUCCAAUUGAAGGUAUAUGGAUUAAAAAAGAAACAGAUUUCUUUAAAACAGUUGUGGUUGGCAAACCAAUCACUCUGCAUGUUAUUGCAAAACAAAAGGACAAUUACAUUGUCAAUGUGCAGUGUAUGAAUGGCUCCAAGCAAAGUGAUGUUCUCAGGCUUAUGGUUCAGGCUGGAUGUGCAGAAUACUGGGAGGUAAAACAAGAUCCAUUUUUGAAAAUUGUAAGUUCUCAAGUACACUGCUCAAAAAAAAGCAAAAAUACAAAAAAACAAAGUGAAACAGUUAAACAGAACAAUAAAGUACUGAUACCUAAAAAUACUGGUCACAAUAAAAAGCUGCUGAAUACUCAUGUUGUGACAAAAGACAAUGCUAGGAUUUUCCCAAUGUGGAAAAGCAUACUUUCCAAUAAAUAUGGGAAAAUGUUUUGUAAAACAGAUAGAGUAGAAUGCUAUAAAGAGUACAGAUUUAAACCAGGUUCUGUAUUUGAUGUUGUAUGUUGUCAUAUUAUUUCACCAGGCAACUUUUCAUGUCAGAUACAAAACAAGCUACCCAAGCUAAAUAAUAUGAUGGAACAACUUCAGAAUUUUUACAACACUCAGAAAAGGCCAUAUGAAAGUGGAAAGCUUGCCUGUGUUGUGAAAUAUUCUACAGAUGGAAAGUGGUACAGAGCUGUUGUACUGAGACAUGUAUCCAAAACUGAAACUGAUGUAAUGUUUGUAGACUAUGGUAACAAGGAAAGAGUUUUGGCGAAAGAUCUUCAGGAUAUUCAUCCAAACUUCCUGAUUUUGGAACGUCAGGCAUUCAGAUGUUGUCUUAAUAGUGUCACUGAAUCCUUAAUAUUUGACCCCUAUGAUUGGACUGCUGAGAUAUGCAGUGAUUUUAGAAGGUUUGUUUCAUCUUCCAAUGGACAACUGAUUUGUUCAAUUUGUGCCCUGCUUUUUAAGACUCCCAACUAUUUAUGUUACAUUGUUGAUUUGAAGACUCCGUUUACUAGUUUAAGGCAAUUUCUCUUUGGAAGUGGCCAUGCACAAAUUUACUCUUUUGAAUGUGCAAGAUCUCUUAUAACAUCAUUUUCUCUGUGUAGCUUUUAUUAUUCAUCUUUUAAUAUGGAAAUUGGAAAUGAAGAGGAAGUAUAUGUAACCUAUAUAUAUAGCCCUACAAAAUUCUAUUGCCAAUUAAGUAGAAAUGGAGAUGAGAGAGACAAAAUAUUUAAAAAUAUUUCAGAAAUUAGCCAAAAAACAAGUCAUGCAAUCCAAAUAAAUGCUCACAGUUUAUGCAUAGCAAAAUAUCUUGAGGAUGGCUUCUUCUACAGAGCUUUAGCAUCUCCUAUGGAGUCAUCAGAUUACUGGCCAGUAUAUUUUGUGGACUUUGGAAAUAAACAAUUGGUAGCAAAAGAGGAACUGGUUCCUAUUCCAAAUAAUGCUUCAGAAUUAAUGUUCACACCAAUGCAAGCUAUCAAGUGUUAUCUGUCAGAUCUAAAAGAUGUUGAAAUUCCGUCUGAAAUAAAAGUGUGGUUUGAAAAAAAUUAUUUGGGAAAGGAGUUGAAAGCAGUAAUAGUAUCUAAAGAAUCUGAUGGGCAGUUUGGUAUGGAGUUGUAUGAUGGAGAACUACAAAUAAAUGGAAAGAUUAAAGAUUUACUAAAGCAUAUCAAAUGUGAUCUGAACCCAAAGGAUAUAAAAAAGGAUUUUAAAAAGUGUGUUGGAAAUAAACAUAUGGCAUAUAAAAUAAGGUUGGAUAUAGAUGAAACAGAAAUUAAAAGUAAAGAAGUUGGGUGGAAAACUGAAGCAGACAAAGUUUCUUGGAAUCAAAAUGAUAAGUUUCAUAUUAAAUAUGGAAACAAAAUAGUAAUUAAUCAACAGAAGCAGGGCAGUAGACCUGCAAAGUUUCCAUCAACUUUGGAAAAUGCAGAGUCUGUUUUGGAAAACGUUUUGAGACAAAGAUAUAGAAGUACUUACAAAGAAUCCAAUACUGACACUAUUGAUCACCCUAGUGUGCAGUCAAAGAUUAAAGAUAACAGGACUGGAUUACAUAUGCUGAAAUUAAAUAGUUUAGGACAGGAAAAAAGCAACAAGACUAAGCGAAAGUACGCAAAUCUUCCCCAAGUUGAUAUUCAUAUAAAUUCUAAAGUUUGGGGUUAUAUUUCUUAUAUAGCUAAUCUUUCAAGUUUCUAUGUUCAUCGUUCAGAGGAUGAAAAUAAAAUUGUGCAGCUUGCUGGAGAACUGAAUGGCGGAAUGCUUAUAGAGCCAGAAAUAGAUGCCGAACUUGAGAAAGAUGAUGUUGUUUUAGCAGAGUAUGAAGGUGAUUGUUGCCUAUACAGAGCUUUAGUUAGAGAAGUCAUAGCCGAUAUGUUUUUUGAAGUAGAGUUUAUUGACUAUGGUAACACAGCAACUGUGAAUUCAAAAAAAAUCUACAAAAUAAAAAAGUGUUUCCUCAACGUACCAAGACUCAGCAUACAUUGCUUCCUUAGUAAAGCAAAGUAUUUGUCUUCAGAUAAAAACUGGAGUACUAAUAUGGAUGCUUACUUUAUCAGUCAAGUAAUUAAUCAGCCAGUCAUGAUUGAGUUUCUACAACAGUAUGACCAACAGUGGGAGGUUGAUAUAAUUUGUCAUGGAAUAUCUAUGACUGAUGAAUUAAUGGAGAGGGGAAUCCAUUUAGGUUUACAGAACAUACUUACAUUAAACUUUGACCGCAACACGAAACAGCUCCCAAUAAUAGAUUCAGAAACUGAUAGUAAUGAUCCAGAUAAAUCAGAAAGUCAAACUUUGUGUGGAACCUUUAAAAUCAGACCUGCUAAAAUUGACUGCCAAAAUAUAAAGCCUGGACAGUUAGAAAUAGCUGAAAUUGGUCAUAUUUCAAGAAAUGGGAACUUCUAUGUGAAGUUAAUUAAGGAUGCACAAACAAUCCUCAAUUUAAAUGUAUUGGUUGCCCAAGAGGUAGAAAAAAAGUGCUUUAUUACACUGGAAAAGAUUAAAGAAGGGUUAGAAUGUUUGGCAAGAUCAAAUGAAACCUUGAAAUGGUAUCGAUCUGAAGUUAUUAAAAAAUAUGUGAAGGAGGAAUGUAUGUUGGUUCUUUUUGUGGAUGUGGGAAAAUAUGAAAUAGUGUCACUACAUGAUACACAUGUGCUGAGUGAAAAAAUAAAGUGUAUUCCCAGGAAUGCAGUGCUUUGUAAAUGGAUUUGGUUUGGAAAUCUAAGAGGUUUGUCUUUUGAGAGAAUGAUGGAGGAGAUAAAAUAUUGUGAGAUAAAGAUUUUAUUUUUGAGAUACUUAGAAUCUGCUUUUAUUUGGGAAGUAGAUAUUUUAAUAGAUGGAAUUUUAUUUUUGGAAUAUUGUCAUCAAAUAUCUUACCAAACAAAGUUAGAGAGACAUAGCUUACCAAAAAUUGUUAAUGUAAGCAAAUCACUUGAUCUCCCAGUCAGGUCAAAUUCAAUUCCAUGGGUACAAUUUCAGAAGAAUAAGCACUAUCCUGGGUUUGUCACUUCAGCCAUCGAUCCUUCAAACUUCUGUAUCCAGUUAGAAGACUCAUUUAAAACUCUGAGAACAUUGUUCAAACUGCUCUCUGAUCUUCCAGAAAACCUCCCAACUAUGCCACAAGAAUGUGUAGUUCCUGGUGCCAGCUGCUUAAUAAAAAAUGGACCCAAUGAAAAAUGGGACAGAGUUGAAGUUUCUGAAGUGCUCAAAGACUCCAAUACAUUAAUACUUACUUUUAUUGAUGAUGGGUUAUCAGCUCCCAUUCCCAUCUCUGAUAUCCUUAAGCUGAAGGUUAUCCCAGAAAAGCUGGCUAAUUUGCCACGAUUAACCUAUCCUUGCUCAUUGUUUGGAGUAACACCUGCUGAUGGAAAACACUGGAAUGAUGAAGCCAAACUUAAAAUUCAAGAAUUUCUUGGUAGACAAGGUCUCACAUUCCAAUACAAGCAGCCUCAUUGUGGACUGAAGCUAGAAGUAGAUGUUUUUUGUGAGCGAAACAAUGCAGCAGAUGUAUUGGUUGCUUCUGGUUGUGCCUUGUAUUAUAAAACUGCAUCCUUUGGAUCAACUAGUUGUGCUGAGCUUCAUCUAUCGAAUUUACAUACUAUUUGUGAUCCACUCCAGAUCUGCAGUGAGAAGAACUCUGAAGCACAGUUUGCCUUAAAUAAAAAUAAGAAAGAUCCACAGAAUUCAAUUUUUCAAUUGAAGUGUGUUGAUUGCAAAAAUUUAAAGGAGAACAGCUCAAAGAAAUUACAUCGUAAGAAAAAAAGCUGCCAGGAGACUUUUUUGCACAGCAGUAGAAGAAAUUAUGGAAACCUGCAUAAGAGUGAUGAGAAAUUAUUUAACCAAUGUUGCGGCAGAGAACAACUCAAUGAAAUGUAUUCUACAAACAUACCAAAAGCUGAUCACAAGUUGCUUUUUGGCUCCAAGAGUGCUCAGAUCCAGAUUCGUGAAGAAAACUGAACAUUAUUCACAUGAAAGGUUAAAAUCUGAGAUGAUGGAUUUUUACAACUGAGAACAAGUAAUGGACAACAGAUCAACAUUCAUUUGAAAAGUAAUGCAAUAAAAGUAUGCAGAACAUAUUCAUUUAUAAAUUUAUAAUUUAUCUGUCACAGAAGUCCAGACCAGAACCCCAUAACUCUUAAAAAGUGUAAUAGGUUCAUUAGUGUUUGGUUUGGUUCCCCUCCUCCUCUGUCAUGCACAUAUAGUUUCAUGCUUUUCAAAAACCUUCUCUACUGUAAUUGAUUUAGCAUUGGGACAAUGACAAAAUGGAAAAGGAAAUAUUUUUAGUAUGAUUUUCAGCAAAAUUAAUCUGAUAUCUUCCUGGACAAAGACCAUCUCGCAGCUUGUACUAAAUUUUUAUUGUGUUGUUAAAGUCUGUACUUAUAUGUAAUAAUCAUUUGGAAUUUUGUCUAAAUUCAAAAUAUGAUUAGAAACUAUUGGGGGGGGGUUAGUGAAAUGCAAUGCAAUGUAUCCCAAGAGACAGCUCCUGUAUUUUGGCCAUUGCUCAUGUUGGAAAAAAAAUGCAGAAAUGUGAAAAACAAGAAUUCCUUGUUCUAUAUGUUGCUAGGUUUUGUGGGGUGAGUCAUACAGUUGUAUCGAUUGUGUACCUGCCAAAUCCUGUUGAUUUAUUUUUACCUGCCGAAAGCUUGAAUUUAAACAAAUAUAAUAGGAAAAGAAUCUCAAUGAUUUCAAUUGACCAUUUCAGUGUAACUACAUUUUAAUA
Molecule: messenger RNA, 7213 nt
Organism: Python bivittatus (Burmese python)
Lineage: Eukaryota; Metazoa; Chordata; Lepidosauria; Squamata; Pythonidae
Gene: TDRD15
Product: tudor domain containing 15
Biological process (GO): P granule organization; piRNA processing; spermatogenesis
Cellular component (GO): P granule
Source: RefSeq, a predicted model, not a curated record